This is a messenger RNA of Auanema sp. JU1783, 1128 nucleotides long. Lineage: Eukaryota; Metazoa; Nematoda; Chromadorea; Rhabditida; Rhabditidae. The record is from the annotation of a GenBank genome assembly.
AUGGAGGAAGACAGUAGGGCACAACUGUCUGAUGGAGAGAAUGAUUCUGAACGCCACAGAGAGCAAGAGGCGGAAAGAAUCAAUCAACGGCUCAACAAACAACAUCCUAAAAGCAGACUAAAGCAAGGCGCAAAGCUGCGGGAAACGUAUGAAAGUAUUGCAAGGGGAAUCACAGUUAAUGAAAAAGAAGAAGCUGAAAAGGUUGAUGAAAGUUUAGUGAAGAAGGUCAGCGAUGCUAUCCUUGAAGCUGAUUCCUUGUUCUCACUGGUUCGGGAAACUGGUGAUUCGAAACAACUAUGUAAUGAUGCGAGUGUGCUUCAAUCAGCAGGAAGAGUUCUCUUGAAGCAAAUAAACGAUAUUUCAGUUCAAAAUACUGCACGAACUUUGAACUUAUCAACUUAUGCCAUGAGAAUGAGACGUUAUGCCCAAGAGGGGCUAGAGUGUCAGACCAGAUUGGAUCGUGAACUCAAUCCUCUCAUGAUAGAGGAUGAAAUUGAUAACUCCGAUGAUGAAGAUUUAGAUUCUCGCAAUGACGAGUCAUCUAGUUCGAUGAGUAAACGGGAAUGGGCAUAUAUAGGAAAAAACUUAGGAAAACUACUUCACAAUCCUCCCACUCUUUCUUACUUACGUCCACUUCUGAAAGACGAAGAUCCCGCUCCUACCGAACAUAAACCGAAAAAAGAGAGAAGAAAGGCAGAUGAUAAAGAAGCUCGUGUGGUUGUCCGGCGAAGAGAAGAUAUUGAAGACAAUUCAGAUGAACUAGCUGUUAGUAAAGAGCUGGCAUUAGUGUCCAAAGCUCUGAAAAAAGCUUUCCAAAGACAGAAGAAAGAUAAGAUUGAUUACUACUCUUUUGUAAUCGACCCCAACGACUUUUCAAAAACAAUCGAAAAUAUGUUUUACGUUUCGUUCCUCGUGAAAGAUGGAAGAACCAAGGUGUUAUUAGAAGAUGGGCUACCUUGUUUAAUGAAAUUAAGUGAGGGAGAGAAGAAAUAUAUCAGUGAUAAUCCCAAAUCAGCCUUGGUAUCCCACCAGUCUAUUCUAUCGUUCUCAGUGCAUGAAUGGAAGGCAAUGAAAGAAAUCCUUCAAAUUGAAGAGCCAGCUAUUCCUAACACAAGCAAAUCCUCGUGA